GUUCAACGUCGAUAAUUAAGAAUUUUCCAAUGGUGUUGUACUGUUUCAACUUCCAAUAAAGUUAACACCUGCAUCAACAUCUCACUCAGUUAAUGAUAUGUUUUAGAAAUGGCGGUCAUGGAAAGUUUCUUCCUCUUCCUAUUUCAAGGACUCGCCAUCCUUUUUGCUAAAGAAGACUCGACGCAUUCUCGUUCAGCGUUAUUCGCCACUAAGGAGAGCAAGCGCCUUGAUGGUAAUGCUGUGAAACAGUUUCGAUCUCCCACUCAAAUAUCAUGCAGUCUUUCAUGCCUCAAAAACUCCUGGUGUACUUCAACAAACUUCGAAGAACCAUCCAAAAAGGACGAUAAAGGAACUUGUGAACUGAACAGGCAUGGGAUCCUCGACGGAAAUGCCCAGUUUUCUGAUCAAAAAGGCUUCAUUUUUUCUAUGAUGCUCAAGGGAUGUCUCAUGACAGGCUGUCGUAAUGGUGGUUCUUGUUUGUUUCACGAGAAGAACCAAACGUUUUCAUGUUCCUGCAUACAUCCGUGGACCGGAGAUGACUGUCAAAUUAUUG
Stylophora pistillata is the source of this 553-nucleotide messenger RNA. RefSeq lists its product as uncharacterized. Lineage: Eukaryota; Metazoa; Cnidaria; Anthozoa; Scleractinia; Pocilloporidae. The record is from RefSeq and is a predicted model, not a curated record.